This is a messenger RNA of Leptonychotes weddellii (Weddell seal), 3041 nucleotides long. Lineage: Eukaryota; Metazoa; Chordata; Mammalia; Carnivora; Phocidae. The record is from RefSeq and is a predicted model, not a curated record.
AUGGCUAUACAAAUCAGUCCUGACAAGCUGGAGCCAUCCACGUUCCCGAUACAGAAGGGUUCCCUGAUCCUCCUGAGGCAGAAAUGGGAAUCCAGUGAUUACCAGAAAAGUGAGUGUUGCCCUGGGGGCAGUCGUUGCAGGCUCUUUCAGCCUCCAGAAAAAAAAUUGCUCGAACCAAAAGGAGAAGUAGUGUCAGCACCUGGACCUGCAGAUCCCCCUAAUCAGCCCCACGGUGUAGAAGAGACGUUGAACACAGAGCCUGAUGGGAAGGGCCCUGAGGACAAGAGUGACAACUCCGGGGAAUUUGGCUGGCCUGAAGUGCUGAAGGAGGAUUCCUUGACUGGUCGGCGCAGGAUCGAACGCUUCUCCAUUGCCCUUGAUGAGCUGAGAAGUGUGUUUGAGGCUCCUAGGAGUGCAAACAGACCAGCCGAGCUCUGCCAAAAGGAAGUGGAAAGUGAGAGAAGUUUACGUUCACCAACAUUUAAGAGUCACCCUGGGACCCAGUCUGAUGAUUCUGUGAAUGAUUCAGACAAGAAAGGCAAGGAAACAUCUUUUGACAAGAUGUCACCUGAAAGUGGUCACGGCCACAUCUUUGAAGUGACUGUUGGCCCUGAUAAGCCUGCGAGUGGAUUUGCAGAAGACGGUGGUGCCCAGAGCGAGGGCGUGUCCGACCUCCAGGAAGUGGUGUCCUUGAAGGAGCGGAUGGAGAGGUACCAGGCAGCUGUCUCCAGGGGUGACUGCCGCAGCUUCUCCGCCAAUGUGAUGGAGGAAUCCAGAAUGUGCACAGUGCCUGGUGGUUUGGCCAGAGUGAAGAAACAAUUUGAGAAGGACAAAUUUGCUUCUUCUUGUAACACCUUGUCUCAGUACCACAACAGAUCUGAGCAGUGGCUCAAGUGGGAAGGAGCAGAAGGAGCUCCAAAAGUUUUGGAAGUCAUCAGUGCAAUACAGCACUUAGGCAAUUGCUUUUAUGUGAAAAUGGCUGCACGGAAUCCGUGUCAAGAGGGUGAAGUAUUCCGGACCUUCACCCCCUGCAGCCACCUCUCACGUGGACCAAGGGAAGCUGCGAGACAUUACCCAAUUCCUUAUGAAUUUGCAGUGUAUAUAUGGAAUGUUAAACAUUUUUUUUUCUUUUUUUUUCUUUUUGGCAGUUUGGGAAAUUAUGCAUCACUUCAUGGACAAAUAUAUUGUAAACCUCACUUUAACCAACUUUUCAAAUCUAAAGGGAAUUAUGAUGAAGGUUUUGGACACAAACAACAUAAAGAUCGAUGGAAUUGCAAAAAUCAAAGCAGCUCAGUGGACUUUACUCCUAAUGAAAAAACAAAUAUGUGUAAAAAUAGUGCAGAAAACGCCACCAUACUUGGGGAUCCUAAUAAACAUUUAGAUGAUGGUAACAGUAAAGGGCAAAGAGAUGAUUUGAGAAAAUUCAGGGAGAGGGGAAAAUUAAAAAUCAUUUGGCCCCCUUCCAGGGAGAUGCCUAAGAAAACCUUCCCCCUUGAGGAAGAGCUCAAAGUGAGUAAACCUAAAUGGCCACCAGAAAUGACAGUCGCUACAUCCACUGAAUUCAAAAGUGAAUCACUAAUAGAACACAUUAAAACUCUGGAAAAUAAAGGACUAGGGCAAGAUAACGUUUCUUUCCUGCAGCCAUAUCUGCAGUCCAUCCAUACAUGUCAGAAGGAGGAUGUUACAGGAAUCAAAGAAAUGGAAAUGUAUGAAGCAAAUAAAGAUGAGAAGAAGGAAGGAAAUAAGAAUGUGCAAGAUAAGCUGAAUGAGGCUGAAGACACAAAGAAUAAAAGGGAAAGUGAAAUGGAUCUUAAUGACAACAAUAAUGUAGUUGUGCAGAGUGCUGAGAAGGAGAAAAAUGAAAAAACUAAUGAACCUGAUGGUGCAGAAGUUUUACAGGUUACUAACACUGAUGAUGAGGCGGUGACAGAAAAUCGUAAAGAGAAUUUGAAUAAGAAUAAUAAUAACAAUUAUGUGGCCGUCUUGUGUCUGAAUAAUUGCAGGCAGAAGACAUCUAUUUUAGAAUUUCCUAACCUAUUACCACUGUCAAGGGAAGCAAACUACACUGCAACUGAAUAUCAAAUUGAAAAUUUAGAAAGUGCAUCUAGAAUCUCAGAGUUACUUGGCAUAUUUGAAUCUGAAAAGGCAUACUCUAUGGCUCUCGGAAAACAGGCUGACAGAGCUAUUUCUGGCAGUCCCAUGCAGUCUGCUCCCAAACCCAGCCUCAGUGGUGGGUUAAUAGUAAGGGAAGAAAGGUCCAUAGCCUCUUCCGAUACAAAUAUCUUAAACAUCAAAAGAAACCAUGCAAAUAACAAAAACCUACACUUCUUCUUUUCUAAUACCAUGAAAAUCGCUGCUUUUUCCAAAAAGAAUGAGAAUACUUCUGAGCAUGACUUCAUAGGUUCUGUAGACCAAAUGAAAAAUAUGCAAUGUUUGUAUUUAAGAGAAUUUGGGAAGGAUGUCAAACAUUGGCAUGGUGAAGCAAUAGGUACAGCCCCCAUUAAUGGGAAUCCAAGUUUUGGUGCUCUGAGCAGUGAAUGUGCAGCUAAGCCUUCAUUUCCCAGAGCGGAGGUCCAGUCUGAACAACUCACUGUGGAAGAGCAAAUUAAAAGGAAUAGGUGUUACAGUGACCCUGAGUAAAACAUCUCUUGAGGGCCACUUGUCAUCCACACUCAGGCACUGAGAAACAUCGAUGUCUCGAAAUAAGACUAGAGAUUUUGAUAACCUUUUGUUGAACUUGUUGUAAACUUGAUGUUCAGAAAUUUCAUGUCUAUCACAACAGGAUUUUCCUUCUGUUAAGCUAUACAAUGUGUUCCAUAAUCAGUUUGAAUCUACUUGUAUUCUGAAUGGAAUGAAAAGAUGAAACAAUAUGGCUCUGUUUUCCUGUCAUAUGGCACUUAAGGAUAUUGCUCUGUUUUUCAACAUGCUGGAUAAUGGAUAACAUCACUGGCAAGAUGCUGUACUUCUGAUACCACAAUUCUUAUACCUUCUCUAUAAUUUCUGCUGAAAUAAAAUGAAAUCACCUGGAGUGCGAACCAAAA